Messenger RNA from Sorex araneus (European shrew), 3087 nucleotides. It is a transcript of the gene RGL1, whose product is annotated as ral guanine nucleotide dissociation stimulator like 1. Gene Ontology annotation, biological process: Ras protein signal transduction; positive regulation of GTPase activity. The coding region runs from base 89 to 2386 and encodes 765 amino acids. Gene Ontology annotation, cellular component: plasma membrane. NCBI's taxonomy places the organism in Eukaryota, Metazoa, Chordata, Mammalia, Eulipotyphla, Soricidae. Gene Ontology annotation, molecular function: guanyl-nucleotide exchange factor activity. The transcript has 18 exons. The record is from RefSeq and is a predicted model, not a curated record.
GGGCGCGCGCGCGCGUGUCCGGGCCGGAGCGCGCGCGCCGGGCAGGGGCGCACCAUGCCGCGGGCCGGGCCGCAGCUGCACCCCGAGGAUGAAAGCGCCGUGGCCAGCUAACAUGAGCUCCAUUCAGGACUGGGGUGAAGAGGUGGAGGAAGGAGCGAUUUACCAUGUCACCCUGAAAAGAGUCCAGAUCCUUCAGCCCGUGAAUAAAGGUGCAAGAUGGCUGGGUGUGGAAGGGGACCAGCUGCCCACGGGCCACACGGUGAGCCAGUACGAGACGUGUAAGAUCCGCACCAUCAAGGCGGGCACGUUGGAGAAGCUGGUGGAGAACCUGCUGACGGCCUUCGGGGACAACGACUUCACCUACAUCAGCAUCUUCCUGUCCACCUACCGCGGCUUCGCGUCCACCAAGGAGGUGCUGGAGCUGCUGCUGGACAGGUACGGGGACCUGACGAGCCCCUAUGGCUCAGACAACGGGACCCCCGUCUCGCCGGAGAGCAGGGCGGCCAUCCGGAACGCCAUCGCCUCCAUCCUGCGGGCCUGGCUGGACCAGUGUGCCGAGGACUUCUGGGAGCCGCCCGGCUUCCCCUGCCUGCAGCGGCUGCUGGCCUACCUGCGCGCCGCCAUGCCCGGCUCCGACCCCCAGCGCCGCGCCCAGGCCCUGCUGGAGCAGUUCCAGAAGCAGGACGCGGACUCGGACAACGGGCCCGGCCUGCCCUGCGGCCUGGACGGGGAGGACGAGCUGGAGGUGGGCGGCCCCGCCGAGUUCUCCUGCUUCCCCGAGGAUGUGGUGGCCGAGCAGCUGACCUACAUGGACGCCCUGUUCCGGAAGGUCGUGCCCCACCACUGCCUGGGCUGCGUGUGGUCGCGGCGGGACCGGAAGGAGAACCGGCACCUGGCACCCACCAUCCGCGCCACCAUCGCCCAGUUCAACGCCCUCACCCAGUGCGUGGUCAGCACCACGCUGGGCGCCCGAGAGCUGAGGCCCCCGCAGCGCGCCCGCCUCAUCGAGAAGUGGAUCAACAUUGCCCACGAGUGCCGGGUGCUGAAGAACUUCUCGUCGCUGCGGGCCAUCGUCUCGGCCCUGCAGUCCAACCCCAUCUACCGGCUCAAGAGGACCUGGGCGGCCGUGCCCAAGGACCAGAUGCUGAUGUUCGAGGAACUGUCCGACAUCUUCUCGGACCACGACAACCACCUGACCAGCCGGGAGCUGCUCAUGAAAGAGGGAACGUCCAAGUUCGCCAACCUGGGCAGCAACGUGAAGGAGAACCAGAAGCGCACACAGCGGCGGCUGCAGCUCCAGAAGGACAUGGGCGUGAUGCAGGGGACCGUCCCCUACCUGGGCACCUUCCUCACCGACCUCACCAUGCUGGACACGGCCCUGCAGGACUAUGUGGAGGGCGGGCUGAUCAACUUCGAGAAGCGGAGACGGGAGUUCGAGGUGAUCGCCCAGAUCAAGCUCCUGCAGUCGGCCUGCAACAGCUACUGCAUGGCCCCGGAUCCGCGCUUCCUCCACUGGUUCCACAGGCAGCAGCUCCUGACCGAGGAGGAGAGCUACACGCUGUCCUGCGAGAUCGAGGCGGCGGCUGACGCCAGUGCCACGUCACCCAAGCCCCGCAAGAGCAUGGUGAAGCGGCUGAGCCUGCUCUUCCUGGGCUCGGACCUCCUGGCGGGCAGCACCCCCGGCAAGGAGCCCCCCAAGUCUGCGGCCAGCGGGAGCUCGGGCGAGAGCAUGGACUCGGUCAGCGUGUCCUCCUGUGAGUCCAACCCCUCGGAGCCCGAGGAGGGCAGCUUCCCAGCCCUGCACACGCCCGAUGAGCCCCAGAAGAAGCUCUCCGAGUCCUCGUCCUCCUGCUCCUCCCUGCACUCCAUGGACACGGCCUCCUCAGGGAUGUCCUCCUCCGCCCAGCCGCUCGCCUCGCCGCCCGCCGGCCCCGGCGACCCCCGGGCCCGCAAGCGCUCCGUGUCGGUGGCAUCCAUCGCAUCGGCUGGGCUGCCCCCAGCCUACAACCAGCAGAGCGAGGACAGCUGCGUCAUCCGCAUCAGCCUGGAGGACAGCAACGGGAACAUGUACAAGAGCAUCCUGCUGACGAGCCAGGACAAGACCCCCACGGUGAUCCAGCGGGCCAUGGCCAAGCACAGCCUGGACGCCGACCCCGCCGAGGACUACGAGCUGGUGCAGGUCAUCUCCGGCGACAAAGAGCUGGUGAUCCCCGACUCGGCCAACGUCUUCUACGCCAUGAACAGCCAAGUUAACUUUGACUUCAUCCUGCGCAAGAAAUUGGUGCCUGAGGAGCAGGUGAAGUUGCGGAACCGAACGAGCCUGACCCUCCCCAGGACGUCCAGGCGGGGCUGCUGGGCCCAGCGGCACAGUAAGAUCACUCUGUGAGCACCCUGGACACCCCAGACUGCACCGGCCCCCGCGGCCCUGCCAAGACCCGCUGGAAGCCAGAGCAGAAGGAGACACCCCUGGCUCCGGCCGCGUGGACGGGGAAGGCCCCCAAGGAACAGGAGACUGCCUGGGCCACGGGGCAAACCCACUUUGCACAGAACCCGCGGGUGCGGGGGCCAUCAGGGCCGCAGAGGUGACUGCUGGGCAGCAUGAAGGACCACUUGGGAAGGGUUUGGAUGAGCCCACGCCUCCUGCUCUCUGUGCCCCCACUCCCAGGGUGGAGAGGAGCCGGGGCCCGGCUGAGCGCUCGGGACCGGGUCACCCAGGCAGCAGCAAAGCCCCCCAGACACACGCCCGGGAAUCGAGAAACGGCACUGCCGGGCGAGGAGGCGAGGCCGAGGCUUCUGGACGCCGGCACCUGCAUCCUGGGAUCCGCGCCCCACGGCUUCCCUGGACAGAGCCCCCAGCCGCACGCUGGCACCCCCCACCCAGCGUUCCUGGAGGGCCUCCCCGGGUGCCCCAUGCCCCGUCUCUGUCCGGGUUCCAGCCCCAGCCGUGCGGGCGCCACCUCAAAGCCAUAUGUGGGGCCCAAACCCGGGGAAGAAGCACUUUCCGAAUUUGUCCUUUUUAUGAAAAAAAAAAAGAAUCUCAAAGUACCAGUUUUUAUUCCAAAAAUAAAGAGGACUGAGGCUACGGAA